UUAAUAAUGGAGGAAUAGAAAUGCACUGAUGAAAUAGAGAAGGUGACUGGUGAAAGACUGUAUGGCCAUGGUCAGCUUUAUUGAUGUCCACCUGCUGGGAAGAAGAGGAGCUGUAGGGGAAUUUUGGAUGGAGGGUGAUACAGGUGUUGUGCUGAUUGGAAGAUGCAUUUGGAGGCCUGGACGAUAGUCAAUAUCAAGGUCAGCUAAGCAGAUCUCUCUUGGAUAUUGAGAUAACUGGCACAAUUGCUGCAAGGUUUCAAGUGGUUGGGAAAUCUGAACCUUGUUACAUAGCAAAAGAUAAGUACCAU
Messenger RNA from Staurois parvus, 308 nucleotides. Lineage: Eukaryota; Metazoa; Chordata; Amphibia; Anura; Ranidae. The record is from the annotation of a GenBank genome assembly.